AUGAACACUGUUCAAGAUCCAGAUAUCGUUGCCUUGUACAGAAAAAUACACGAAAAUCCAAAAUACUUGGAUGUCCCCAAUGAGAUGACUUUUGUGGAGUCACCUCUUCAUACUGCUGCUUCAGAAGGCCGUACCGGCCUUGCCCUUGAAAUCUUGAGGCUAAAGCCUUCGCUGGGGAAGAAAUUGAACCUUGAUGGUCUUAGUCCACUGCACCUGGCUUUGGGUAAUGGACACACCAACACUGUGAAACGACUCGUCAAGCAUGAUCCGGACCUCAUUCGUGUCCCAGGGAGGGAAGGGAUCACUCUUUUGCAUUACACGGUGGAAAAAGAGGAAAUUGAUCUUUUGAUUUAUUUUCUUCUCUUAUGUCCACUCUCAAUAUUUGACUUGACUGUUCGAGAUGAGACUGUUGUGCAUAUUGCUGUAAGAAACGAAAACUUAAGAGCUUUUAAGGUUUUGUUUGGUUGGGCCAGGAAGACCAAUAAUACGACGGUGUUUCGCUGGAGAAACGGUGAAGGCAAUAACUUGAUGCAUCUUGCAGCAUUAACAAACCAACCAACGGUUUUGAAGUCAUUAAUCAAGUAUGUGCAUGUGAAUAAGAAGAACUUAGGAGGUAAGACAGCGCUGGAUAUCCUAAAACCUGAACAUGUAGAAGCAAGGAAAAUUUUAAUAAGCGCAGGAGCUAAACAAGGUUCAUCACUUGUCCACGAUGCGACCAGUUGUGAAAAUUAUUUGAAGUCAGUUGGAACGACGGAAGAUUUUUUUAUCAAAUUUGGUGCUUACAUGGAGUUCGGUUUGCCGGGGAAUAUGCGAAACGCUAUCCUAGUAGUUGUUGUGCUUGCUGCAACUGCUGCGUUUCAAGACCUGAUCACUACCCCUAUUUCAACCAAUUCAACUAGCACCAAAUUAAACAAAAAAAACCUAAGGCUGAACGAAUUAGAUAUGAUUUACAACUCAAUCGCCUUUGGUCUUGCAAUGGGAACGUCAAUAUUUCUUUUUAUUAAUUGCGUCAUUAAUCUCACUGCCUAUCUUGAUGAUACUUCCCUGGAAGAUCAUACUAAUGAAAGGGCAAAUAAGAGGUGA
Fraxinus pennsylvanica is the source of this 1083-nucleotide messenger RNA. The record is from the annotation of a GenBank genome assembly. Lineage: Eukaryota; Viridiplantae; Streptophyta; Magnoliopsida; Lamiales; Oleaceae.